Molecule: messenger RNA, 2896 nt
Organism: Drosophila hydei
Lineage: Eukaryota; Metazoa; Arthropoda; Insecta; Diptera; Drosophilidae
Exons: 9
Coding region: 44-2806 (920 amino acids)
Cellular component (GO): plasma membrane
Source: RefSeq, a predicted model, not a curated record
CAGCAUCAGCAGCAGCAACAGCAGCAGCAGCAGCAGUCAGCCCAUGCAGCUCGAUUCAGCUGAAGACCUGGUCGAAACACUAGAGGAGACAACAACAGCUGUCGAGCUACGUUCCACGUCUGCCGCCUUGACAGCGGCUGCUGCGGCAAAUGCUGCAAAUGUUGAUCAACUGCGAGCGUAUACAACGCUGCGCAGCAACUCCACAUCGGCCAUCAUAGCGGAGGCUGCCUGUCUGCCCAAUCUGUUGGGCAACAGCUCAAGCAUGCUCUUCUCCCGCCCCCGCACCCUCAAUGUGCACAAUAUCUGCCAGACGCCAGCGCAAAUAACGCAAUUGUUUUUUGGAGAAAUUCUGAAUGCCUGGAGAGCGAAGGCGCGCUGCAAUGUGGUGCCCGAUGAGCGGACACAGGAGCUCUUCCACGAGCUAAGCUUUCAUCCGAGCCAAAAGCAAAUCAGCGAAAUGCUGCAAACGGCCAAGAAGGUGGCCCGCAAGGGUCGGGGGCAGACGAACGGCUUGACAUUCGGACAAUUUUGUGUGCUGGCCGCGGAUCUGAAACGUUUUCGCGCCUCAAACUUAUCGAACGCAUCGAACUUCACUGAUGUUAGAUACCAACAACUCUCCAGCUCUCUACUGCAGCAGCAGGACGAUGCUGCCCAAGCAGCGAAUAGCUCCAAUAAAACGCAAACGUCUGGGCAAGCCGCAGCCAAUGCAGCGACAACAACAACAACAACUACAACACCUGCCUCUAAGCAUUACAACAAGAAAUCUGAGAAUUAUGCCACGGAGCUGCGCAGUACAAAAUCAUUUAGCAGCGUCGACGACACCAAGAAGAAGAAGAACGCCAGCAAUGAGCCAGUCGAAGUCUUCCUCGGCGGCUCCUGCAACCCAACCACAUGGCGAGCCGAUGUAGCUAUACCCGCACUAAAAGAGCUGGGCAUUUCAUUCUAUAAUCCUCAAGUAUCCGAUUGGACGCCCGAUCUCAUUGAAUUGGAGCAUCGAGCCAAGGAAAAGGCACGCGUAUUAUUCUUUGUUAUGGAUUCGGAAACACGCGCAUCUGCUGGUGCCAUCGAGGCGGCACACAUAGCGGGUCAAAACUGCAAGCAGCUGGUGUUGGUUUUGCAUCCCUAUAAACCAAAUCAGAAUAUCCUGCAUGAGCCUAUUUCGCAUCAAGAAUACCUCGAUUUAAGUCGCAAUCAAAUGAUACUUAAGGAGCUGGUCUCCCGUCGCGGUCUGCCAGUGUUGGAUAACAUACCGUCUGGCCUGCAGCGCACCAAGGAUAUCUUAUCUGGCAUCAGAGAUCCACCGUCCAAAAUAUCUUCUAUAUUAGAUACCGUACGCGGCGCCUUCGAUCGCGUCAAUCCCCAAAGCGAACUACUCACUGUGGAACAGUGUAAACGUGCUCUCUUAUUUUUAGGCUAUGCUCAGAGUUUAGUUAAUUUAGAUAAUCUGAAUAAGAUAAUAAUCAAUCAACGCGAAUCACUGAAACUAUUACAAACGCAAAGUACAAAGGCGGGCGAGCAGCAACUGGAAGAGGAGCCGCCUCAGAGAAGCUGCCAGGAGCUGAUCGAUUUCGAUCUGUUCUGUGUGAUCUCCGCUUACCUCUCAGUGCUGCAGCAGGAGAUACACGAGAGCGGCUGCAUUUCGCCCAUCAAGGGCACGAAUGUGCCGCCGCCGCAGGUCUACUUUACCAACGCUCCUGAUGUGGACAUCUAUUAUGCUGCCAGCAAGAAUAUAUCGCGCACGUCAAGCAAUGCCAGCGUCCCGUCGAAUAGCAGCAGCGGCAUUGGCCACGAUCUGGAGCGGCAGAGCCUGUUCGAGCAGCUGAGCCGCAGUCGGGAUAGCGGCACCUCGUCGCCGCAGCCGCUGGGCGGCGCGUCCAUAGGUAAAAAAUUGCAGCCACACAUAAUGCUGAAUGUGGAAUCGAUAGAGACAACUGAAAUAAUCACAACCAAAACGAUAGAAACCAAACCGUUUAUGGCUGUCAGCAACACCAACAACAACAGCAACAACGCCAACAGCAGCUGCAGCAGCAGCAGCCAUCAGCCCGCCCCGGAGGAAGAGGAAAGCGAUUCCAAUGACUCGGUCUUCUCCAGCAGCAGCUCGAUAGCCAGCGCUGGCGAUGCCCUCUGCUGCUCUGGCCUGGAUCUGCGCGAUGUCUAUUUGGGCGGCAGCUGUGUGCUGCGCACCAAGUGGCGCCAGCAGCUGGCCGCUCCCUAUCUGCAGUCCAAGAACGUUAGCUUCCAUACGCCCGCGCUGCACGAGAGCAUUCAGCAACUGGCCACGCAGCAGCCAGAGCAAACGACGUCGACAACGCCGCAAGUGGCUGCCGCCCAGGAUCAGCAACAGCAGCAGCAGCACUCCUUUGUGCGCACGCGACGAAAGUGUCGUGGCAACCAGCUGCAGCUGGAGGAACAGGAGGAGCUAACCGUGGCCGAGGAAUCACUGAGCUGGUCGCUGCCGCCCAUGGCAAUGCGCCAGAGUCUCUACAAUCCCGCUCUCUUGGACUCCAGUCGUGUGCUGCUCUUUGUCAUCACCAACGAGACGCGAUCGCUGGCGCCCAUGACUCUGGCUGCCCACUGCAUUGGACUCAUGUACAACGUGGUGCUCGCCGUGCAAAUGUUGCCCGAGGACUGUGUGUUGGGCGGUGAAAAGUUAACUGUGGCCGCCAUCAAGGACUACAAUCGCGGUCGCUCGUAUCUAAUUGAUCUGGCCAAGCGGCAGGGUGUGCCCGUGUUCAAUGACAUCCAAGCGGCGCUUGAGUGCACCGUGGCCAAGGUGCGCGCGUAUAAUAACAGAGAGCGCAGCUAAAAAGAAGAACAUAAAGAAAUGGAAAAAUCAAUCGUACCUGUGUUUCAGUUCUGCAGCACGUGACAAAUCUAAGCUAAAUUUUUAAUACUU